This is a messenger RNA of Mobula hypostoma (lesser devil ray), 913 nucleotides long. Its product is annotated as ankyrin repeat domain-containing protein 22-like. The coding region runs from base 225 to 866 and encodes 213 amino acids. Gene Ontology annotation, molecular function: protein binding. The transcript has 7 exons. The record is from RefSeq and is a predicted model, not a curated record. Lineage: Eukaryota; Metazoa; Chordata; Chondrichthyes; Myliobatiformes; Myliobatidae.
AGUAUAACCUCGCCCAAUGAACAAGCUGAAAGUCACGGACUCUCCCCUCUUCAUAGUCACUUUCCUCAUUGGAGCAACUGGUUUUUAAAUCUAAAAGAGGAUUUGGUUGAGGUGUCACUGAGUGCACGUUGGAAGAGAAAGUCCAAAGGUGGUAGUAACGGCGAGCGGUCUUGCAAAGACUCUCUGUCACCUGUUCGCUGAUACACGGCCAGUUCGGCACGCCGAUGGGGGUCCUUUACUCGGAGCCCCUCUGUGAAGCAGCAUAUCAGAAUGAUUUCAAAGAGCUGAAGGAACUUCUGCUAACAACUGAUGUGAACCAACAAGAUGCACACUAUGGGGACACCCCAUUAAUUGCUGCUUGCAGAACAGGCAGGGUUGAAAUUGUACAGUAUCUACUGAGAAAAGAAGCUAAUGUUAAUCUCAAGAACAAGAAAGAACGGACAUGUUUACAUUACGCUGUAAGGAGAAGAUUCACUUUUCUGGACUAUCUGUUAAUCAUCAUCUUGAUGCCUGUCUUGCUCCUGGGCUACAUUAUAAUGGAAUCAAAGAAGAGUCGUAAUGAGACAUUGAUCAAGUUACUGUUGAGUGCUAAAGUGGAUGUAAAUGCAACAGACAAUAAAGGUAAUUCGGCUCUUCAUUAUGCAUGUCAAAUGAAAAAUAAGAGUAUUGUCUCCAUUCUCAUUAAAGCAAAUGCGGAUGUAUCCAUUGCCAAUAAGGAAAAUCGUCGAGAGAGACAGGCCCAUGUGCUUGUCCAUAGAAUGGACACUGAGCAUACAAUAUUGAGUAUGAAUGGAGAAACUCCUCUGGAUAUUGCAACAAAAUUGAAGUUUCCAAAAAUUUUAGCUGUGCUGCGGAAGGAAGCCUGAAGUUUUCUGGAAUCAAUUGUUGUAUGUAGCAAAUAAAUGAGUUUUGU